UCUCCUCUUCUUCUUUCAUCCUCUCUUCCAUCUUUCUUUAUAUCACCCACAGCCAACUUAGUAGGACAGAACGUCCGACACCUUCACAUUUCACCAAUCAACGUUGCCCAACACGCAAUAACAGGCCUGCCCCACACCUCCUUGGACCCUCAUUGUCCUUGCCUAUAGCCUCCAUCAUAUCUCCGCUCAUAGCCAGCUAUACACGUCAACUCCUUUUCUUACGUGUUUCAAGCUAUCCCAACGCGAUAAACUUGUGUCGAGUGGCAAAGGGCAUACGUAUUCAUCAAACUUCUCAGGCAAGGUCUUCAGAUAUCAGUUUACGACACUUCACGUCUUUUUUCAGUUGACGAUCAAUUUCUUGUCCCACUCUACGAAAAUGACGAGCCCUUCAGCUCAACCAAUGAUCCCACGUUCCCAACCUCCUAGGCCAUCUCACACCCAGUCCUCACCAGCCAUCAACUCGACAGGCAUAAAACCUAAUGGUCCGCCUUCUGUCAUCAGACGGGCUCCAAGUGUUCCUGUCAACCCAAGUACUGCUGCAGCGUCAGGAAGUUUGUCUUCUCUUUUGAAGAGCGAAAAUACUGCACAAGCUGUCUCACGAUCGUCUCCUCCAACAGAGCCGAAUGAUCUUCCCAGACCCAUUGAGCCAACACCCAUGCUUCCUAUAACGGGUCUACCCAAUUCUUCCUCGUCAUCGUCCAACGCCAGACACGGUUCUUCUUCUUCCAUUUCUCGGGGACCUUCAGUGACUGGAACCCUAACACCUGCGACAACGGCCCUUGGCGCGCCUAUAGAACCGACUCCACCGCAGACGGGAGCGAGCAAGAUGGCUGCAGCUGCAAAGAGAGGAUUGGAUGGAUCUGCUGGGAAUAACGUAAAAGUGUACGAAGAGGGUCAUCCGCUGAAUGAAGAGACUCUCAAACAGAGGGGCUACCAGACACUCAAUAUUCUUAAUCACCCUUUCCACCUGCCCGACCGCUGGAAGCUUCUUCGACCAUUAGGCCAAGGUGCCUACGGUCUAGUCAUCCAAGUACAAGAUGCCGAGACGGAAAUUCCUAUCGCUGUCAAGUGUGUGACUAGGGUGUUUGACAAGGUUAUUUUGGCGAGAAGAGCGUUGAGAGAGAUUACGUUGCUGAGGCAUUUUGGAGAACAUGAUAAUCUGACAGGGUUGGUAGAUAUGGAUAACGUCUGGGAUGGGUAUAAUGAAAUUUACCUAUACAUGGAGCCCAUGGAAGCAGAUCUUCAUCAGAUCAUCCGCUCCGGUCAGCCCCUCGGGAAUGCGCAUAUCCAGUUCUUUAUCUAUCAACUCUUACGAGGCAUGAAAUACAUCCACUCCGCCAACGUCAUCCAUCGUGAUCUCAAACCUGGCAACUUGCUCGUAAACUCGGGUUGCGAAUUGAAAAUCUGCGAUUUUGGGUUGGCCAGAGGGUUCAAUCCCGUUAAGGGCGAGGAACCUCAGGGAGAGGAAGGAAAAUUGACAGAAUAUGUCGCGACGAGAUGGUAUAGAGCACCAGAGAUCAUGUUGUCCAACCGAAGAUACACCACAGCUAUCGACGUCUGGUCGAUAGGGUGUAUACUAGCCGAGUUGCUGGGGUUAAAACCCGUGUUCAAGGGGAAAGACUAUAUCGAACAAAUGACCCUCAUUCUUGAAACACUUGGGACACCAGAUGAGGAGACUAUGGCCCGGGUGGCCAGUGAAAAGGCUCUUACUUUCUUGAAGACUUUGCCAACUUAUGAGAAGAAAGAUCUGGGGAGUAUAUUCCCCGAUGCCGAUCCUCUAGCCGUCGACUUGACCGAUAAGUUAUUGGAGUUUGAUCCCACCCGUCGAAUUGACGUUCCGUCGGCUUUAACACAUGCUUAUGUCGAGAGAUACCAUGAUCCGGAAGACGAACCUUCUUGCGAUAAGAUCUUUGACAAAUGGGAGGAAGUCGAAUCGCUCAGCACGAUUGAGGAGUUGAAAGAGGCGAUCACGAGGGAGAUUCAGGGGUUCAGAGAAGAGGUUCGAAUGGCCGCGGAAGAGGACGAUGAAGACGAAGAGUGGGCUGAAGGGGAGUACUUGGACGAUGAAAACGUUUUCCACGAUAGUCCUGGGCCCGCUUUGGCAUCCACUCUCGAGAAAUUCACCUAUCCUGACCAUAUUGCCCCCAGUUCGUCUAUUCUCCCCUCAGCUGCUCGACUUGCUCCUAUAAUUCACCAAUCCCCCAAAGGCAGCAAAUCCCCACACGUCAAAUCAGCUCACUUGCCCUCUGUGCCUUCCUCCGCAAACAGCUCCAAACCCAGCUCCACAGCGGGCUCCGCUCCUCGUACACGCGAGCACUCUCCGACUACGACUUUUAUCACCUCCGCAGAAGAUUACUUUACGGCACAGCAUGGGUUUGGAGGGCCAAACGGACGUGCGUCGAGGCGUUCAAGUAGUCACUCAACGUCUGGGCGACGACCUGCGAGCUUUUUGUUUUCACCAUUUGGUGCGGGUAUGACCCAAAUCGUCCCUACACCCAACGCAUACCCCCGUUCACAUGCCCAAGCUUCUCCUGAACUUACAACAGCCGAGAAAACACCCCGUGACAGACGAUCAAGCGGUCUUUGGCGCACCCGCUCCAGAGCCCAAAGCCAGUCUGGUAAUCUUGUCCUCGAGCGUCUCAGUAGCCUCGAAAUUAAUGACCAUAAAGAUGGAGAAAAGAAUAGGAUCGACGCGCUGCAUGCGGUAGUGGGGUUGGGUGGAGAUGGCGAAGUACCACCGAUGACGGUGUCGCCAAGUGAUGCACCCCCUAGUGAGGUGCCAAAGAGCUUCGGAUAUUAGAGAUUUAGAUGAAUUUAGAAGAGCAUGGAAAGAGGCAUUUUUGAUUAAACUUCUUAUGUUGUAAAUCGUUUGC
This is a messenger RNA of Cryptococcus deneoformans JEC21, 2873 nucleotides long. RefSeq names its product MAP kinase, putative. Gene Ontology annotation, biological process: protein phosphorylation; intracellular signal transduction. The coding region runs from base 377 to 2800 and encodes 807 amino acids. The record is from RefSeq and is a predicted model, not a curated record. NCBI's taxonomy places the organism in Eukaryota, Fungi, Basidiomycota, Tremellomycetes, Tremellales, Cryptococcaceae. Gene Ontology annotation, molecular function: ATP binding; MAP kinase activity. The transcript has 9 exons. Gene Ontology annotation, cellular component: cytoplasm; nucleus.